CUCUUCUCAGCAAGGGAUCUAAAGGAUCUCGCCCGAUGCGAAUCGAUCGUUGGUAUGCCAGGCUCCUUAACUACGAUUUUGAAAUUGUGUACCGGCCAGGUUUACAAAAUCAGAUUGCUGACGGCCUAUCUCGCUUACCCGUGGGGUUGGAAGAUGAAAAAGAGAGACUCAGAGAGGCGGUAUUAGUUUCCAGUCUCGGAGCUAACCUGUCUGCCUUGACGAUCGAGGAACUACGAAGGGAAAAUUCUAACGAUUCUUUACUACAUGAGAUCACUGAAUAUGUGCAACAGGGCUGGCCCAAGAAUAACAAAAUCCCCGAACAUGUGACCACAGAGCCACCGGAAGAACGCCAGCGGAGCUGAUGCUAGGAAGGCCCUUACGCACAAAGUUAAAUGCUGCACAUAACCUUUUAUCAGCGAGAGAUGCCGAAGUUUCAAAUCGCAUAGCAGCUUACCAAAAUUCCUACGCUAAAGUAUCAACACCAAUGCAGCCCGGGACAUACGUUCGCGUCAAAAGCAGGGCGACAAAGAAAGGCACACCUUCGCUUUCCGCUCCAGUGCGCAUCGACCGUACGCUUGGCCCGGGCACCUAUCGAUUGGAGAACGGCCUAAUUGUCAACGCGCGUCGACUCCACACAGCUCACGGACCAGCUAAUCAGCCGGACCUAUCCGCGCGCGAAGACCCGGCUGAGUUACCAUUACCACGAAGUCAGCUGCGUCGGUCCGCGAGAACGGUGAAACCUAUUGAUCGCUACGAACCAGGUUGAGGCAGCUUUUCGGAGGGGGAACGAUAAUGUGGUAACCAGGUGAGCAACAUCGAUUGGCUCAAUCUCAUUGGUUGGCUUGCUGACUCAUUCCUACCUUACUAUUGGUCCGUGUGUCUGUCGCUUGACUCUCCGUUUCACAAGGGAUUGACUCAGUUGUACUUGGUUAAUUUUGCGAGAUA
Messenger RNA from Dicrocoelium dendriticum, 945 nucleotides. Lineage: Eukaryota; Metazoa; Platyhelminthes; Trematoda; Plagiorchiida; Dicrocoeliidae. The record is from the annotation of a GenBank genome assembly.